This is a messenger RNA of Symbiodinium natans, 2607 nucleotides long. NCBI's taxonomy places the organism in Eukaryota, Dinophyceae, Suessiales, Symbiodiniaceae. The record is from the annotation of a GenBank genome assembly.
AUGAUUCGUCCGAAGCUGUUGAGGGUUGUGCUCGCACAGGCACUACGAGGACUGCGAGCGCUGGAAGUUGGAAAUCCACUUGUGUCCUGGACGUCGGUCGGCGAGGGGCAAGAGGGUGGGCAGGGCGGCGUUGUUGUGCUUGAUGCUGGGAUUUGCUUCCAGAUCCCAGGGUCGGUCUAUGCUGUGAAGGCGCACUUCACCGAAAAUGCUGAGGAACAGUUGGAGUCAGAAGACUGGCCUUUGUUCGUUCUGCUUGAGCAUGUUGAGACGGAGGAGAGAACAAUUUGGAAGGUAACCGCCACUUCCGAUGCACGACGCAUCUCACCGUUUGGGCGACCCACGCAGCUGCAGUUAGCUUCGCCGUUGCCUGCCAGGCCCGGGCAGUGCCUGGGCUGGCACACCACCAAAACUCAUGGGACGAAAGGCGUUAGAGCUGUUGGCUUCACUGAUGCUGCGUCCUUUGGUCAGCGCUGGGCUCACCCGGACGGCAAGGACCAAAUGGCCCUCUCUGCCUUGGCAGACAUGCCACAUCCACCGAAUGAGGGUUCACAUUUACGCUUUCACAAGCUGUAUCACAGACGCUACGCCCUCGUAGCUGAGCAGGAGCCUUACCAGAACAGCUUUCACCGCUAUGCCUUGGAUUACUUUGCUAGUAGGAAUGAUGUGGAACCAGUGUCACGCUCUGCUGUCUCAACAAAUUGCUGGUCGGGCACGACUCCUGAAAUGUGCUGCGUGCCUGCGGGCAUUGGCACUCCCUGGUGUUUCGAUGCUGUGUAUACUUAUGAGCUUUGUUGUACGCCUUCCGCAGCCGGGGUGAGCGGCUGGACUCCAAGUUCAUCCUCGCUGCCGCCGAGCACAUUGGAACAGCUGCAUCCAAACUUAGUCACCGAUGACGGUUUGGAACCUUCGCCGAGGCCAAGCAUCUCAGUGGAUUUGUUUGUGCGCACCUACCAUGCAAAGCUAGAGGAGCUCACGCAUCUGUUGCAUUCUGUUGCUCUCUUCUGGCCAGCUGACUGGGGAGUAGUGGUUGUUCUGGACGGAAACAGCCUGCAGGAUGAGCAUGCCUGCUCAAUGCUACCAAAGUGGGUUCGGUGCAUUCUGCAGCCUGUGCCGGCAUUCUUGUCAACUUUGAAACCCUCAUUCAGCCACGUGGAUCCUUUCGGUCACCUUGGAGGAGUGCAGCGGCAGCGCGGACUGGUUUGGAAGGAGUGGUCAGAGUGCUGGGCAGAUAAAUAUUCCAGAGCCCAGUUCAUUGCUGUGUGUGAUAGCGACGUUGUUCUAACAACAUUCGGACUUCCACAGCUCCUUUUUCAACCCGCAGAACAGCUAAGCAACGGCGUUCGGCCUGUGGUUUGGGCGCACGCAGACAAUGCACAGUUUCCUAACACCGUAGCUGCGCUCGGGCUACCAAUCCAGGCGGAGUUCAUGGACGGCUUCCCCUUGGUCAUAAAGAGACGCCAUUUCCGAUCUCUGCGACACCAUAUUGUGGGGCUUUAUGGCAGCGAGCCAAAGCACAAUUCAUCUAGAGAGAAUUUUGAUGGGGCAUUCGCUCAGCUUCUGGCGAAGAUAAGCGUGCUCUCUGGUGGUUCUGAGUGCCCCUCUUUCCAUUCAAUGAUGGGCUCCGUGCUGUGGGCUUAUCACCGCAAUGAGUAUGUGUGGUCUAUUCGACAUGGACACUUAACAGGCGUGGCACUUCAGCAUACCUGCCCUCGCUUACGUGUUGCCCAGCAUGUGGCAUAUUGGGGAAAGGAGAACUGGGUAUCCUAUGCAGGCCUACCGGAGAAACAUUUGAAAGUCGGAGGGCAUCCAGCAGUCCUUUCAGAAGUUGCGUAUGCUGCUAGAAGCACAGCACUAAUACUGUCGGGCCUGUGCGCGACGCAGUGGAUGGAGAUCAAUGCCUCCACUUUUGCUAGUUUUGCGAAGCUGAGGCAGAACUUUACUUCUCUUUUUGCUGGGCGGGGGCUGCAAGUCCCUGAUGCGGGUCUACUCGAGGUGCAACGGGAUUUGUGCUCACACGGCCUCCGCCUUGCAGAAGGGCGAGCUGAGAUAGAAGAAAGGUUGCUGGCACGAAGUUUUCCUGGUCAGCGCUGGACCUCCGCGGAAGCGAAGCAUUGCGGCAACCUGCAGCCAGCAACGCUGUUGGCGGCAUACCGUCGUCCCUUCGAUUGUUUGAAGGGCACAGCGGUGCACUGGCCAGCUCAGAAGAAAGUAUGGUGCUGUCUCCAUGAAAACCGCGGAUGCCCAGCGCAGGGGACAUUUCAUCAGGCGCAAAGUGCGUUCGAUUGCCGUGCUGGCUUCACAAGCUGGUCAACUGCUUGGUCGACUGCCAAGCAGGAAUGGUGUUGCGCUCACCACGGUCGGGGUUGCGCACAGUCUCGCGGGGAGCACGGCAUCUUCGACUGCUCCUCAGGUUUAUAUCACUGGCAUGACCAAUGGUCGGCUGACAAGAAGGCUUGGUGUUGCGAAACCUACAGCCUCGGAUGUCCUGUUGAACAAGAAGUGCAGUACGACUGUGACGCUGGGUAUGCGAACUGGAGGGUUGGCUGGUCUGGAAGCAAGAAGGCCUGGUGCUGUACCCACUCCUCCCGAGGCUGCGUGUACGAUUAG